Molecule: messenger RNA, 876 nt
Organism: Gamsiella multidivaricata
Lineage: Eukaryota; Fungi; Mortierellomycota; Mortierellomycetes; Mortierellales; Mortierellaceae
Exons: 5
Coding region: 1-876 (291 amino acids)
Source: RefSeq, a predicted model, not a curated record
AUGAAGUUCUUCAAGACCACAGCGGCACUCGUCGGCGCCCUUGCUUUGCUGACCGCCCCAGCAGCUGCACAGUACGGACGCGAGGACGAACAACAAAACUCAGGCCCCCCAGAAAGGACUGGCCUCGGCGGAUACGUCGACCUCAUCAAGAACCUCCUCACCGGCGGCGGAGCCCCACCACUCUUUGUGGCCGAUCCCACCGGUGUGAUCAUGAAUAUCACAGACGCCAACUAUAAGGACACCAUCUUUGAAGGCGAGUACAUCGUCACUUUCUGCUCGUCCAUUUCUGCCCCCUGUGCUGACUACUUCCCGACCUACCUCGAUGCCGCCAUCACCAUGAAGAACGAGACCCAGACCAAAUUCGCCACUGUCUGGGUCGAGGAAAACCCUCGUCUCGCUGCUCGUUUCUUCUGCCCAGCCCGUCUUCCCUAUGUCGUCUAUGCCAAGGAUGGAGACUUCCGCCAGAUCCCCUAUGUCAGAAACGAUACUCAGUACUUGAUCAACUUUAUUGAGGAAGAGCAGUAUCAGUUCUAUCCCAUCAUGGACGGCCCCAUGAGCCCCUACUCAAAGAUGGCUGGUUGGUUCGAAAAGUACGCUGAUGCCAUGGAGUGGGUCGGACAGUACACUUCCUGGAUGCCGAGAUGGAUGGUCUACAUCAUUGCUGGUUCCAUGUCCGGUGUCGUCUUCUCGCUCUUCUCCGGCGGUUCCAACUACUCGAGCGACCCUUCCAAAUACGCUCACCUGAACCCCGAUGGUACCUUGAAGAAGACUGUCGCCUCCGCCGAUGGCUCCUCUUCCUCCGCCACCACUACCGCUACCAGCACCAAGAAGUCUUCAUCCAGCACGACCAAGAAACGCUCGACCAAGAAGGCUUGA